CGAUUUUCCCCUUCUUUCCCGCCUGGCGACAGCCAGCGACGGCAUCCUACAUUUUCUUGUUGUUGUGACAAAACACUUACCAGCACAUCAUGAAGUACGUUCUUGUCAGUGGUGGUGUCAUUUCCGGCAUCGGGAAGGGCAUCAUCGCCAGUUCGACAGGCUUGUUGCUCAAGACUAUGGGUUUGAAGGUUACAAGCAUCAAGAUCGAUCCAUAUCUGAGUAUGAAACCACCACGAAUUGCAAAACCCUCCUUCUUCUCUUCGAAAUCAUCUAACAUUAGCAAAAAACUCAGACGUCGAUGCUGGCACGAUGGCCCCUACCGAACAUGGUGAAUGUUUUGUACUCGACGAUGGAGGAGAGGUUGAUUUGGAUCUUGGAAACUAUGAACGCUACCUCAACAUUACCCUCACGCGAGAAAGCAGUAUCACCACGGGCAAGAUUUACCAGCAUGUCAUCGAGCGGGAACGACGUGGUGACUACCUGGGCAAGACUGUACAAGUCGUUCCUCACAUCACGAAUGGUAUUCAAGACUGGAUCGAGCGCGUUGCAAGACAACCCGUGGAUGACACGAAUGAAGAGCCGGACGCCUGCAUAAUUGAACUUGGUGGUACGGUGGGUGACAUUGAAAGUGCACCUUUCAUCGAGGCCAUGCGACAACUGCGGAGAAGGGCUGGUCGGGACAAUUUCAUUCAGAUCCACGUCUCCCUGGUGCCGAUAGUGGAGGGUGAACAAAAGACCAAACCGACACAACAAGCGAUCCGAGAGGUGCAAUCAAGAGGAUUGUCACCUGAUCUGAUCGCAUGCCGAUGCUUGGAACCUCUUAUCGAGGCCACCACCAACAAGAUCGCCAUGUUCUGUCAGGUAGAGCCAACCCAGGUCAUUGGCGUACACAACGUCGACUCGACCUACCAUGUGCCCAUGCUCCUGGAGAAACAAGGUCUCAUCCUGCAACUUCGCGAAAUGUUUCGCCUGGACCACUUGACUCUGGCCCCGGCGCUGGUCGCCAAAGGGCAGCAGAUUUGGCACGAUUGGAAAACCCUGACGUCCUCACAGAGUCGACGAAUGCACCUGGACGAAGUCACAAUUGCCUUGGUCGGCAAGUACACCAAUCUACAUGACUCGUACCUCUCGGUUAUUAAGUCUUUGGAACAUUCUGCCAUGGCUUGCAACAGGAAACUAAACCUGGUCUGGAUCGAUGCCAGCAACCUCGAGAAGGCGACAAUGGAGUCGUCUGCCGAGUCAUACCACAAGGCAUGGCACGACUUGUGCACGGCUGACGGUGUGUUGGUUCCCGGUGGAUUUGGCCAUCGAGGAACAGAAGGUAUGAUCGCCGCGGCGAACUGGGCCCGCACGAAGCCCAAGCCGUACCUUGGAAUCUGUCUCGGCAUGCAGCUUGCCGUCAUCGAGUAUGCACGAAACGUGUGUGGGUUGAAAGAGGCCGGUUCCGUCGAGCUGGACGAACGAACCCCGGACCCCGUGGUCAUCUUCAUGCCCGAGAUCGACAAGGCCACCAUGGGUGGGAACAUGCGACUGGGUCUUCGCGCGACCAAUUUUCAGGACAAGACCGAAUGGUCCAAACUGCGAAAACUCUAUCACGGUGAGCCGUCGAUCCACGAACGACAUCGGCACAGAUACGAGGUCAACCCGGCUUACAUUGAUCGUCUUUCCGGUUUGAAUUUCAUCGGCAAAGACGAGACGGGCGAACGUAUGGAGAUUAUCGAGUUGAAAGACCAUCCUUUCUUUGUCGGAGUCCAGUUCCACCCAGAGUACCUGAGUAGGGUGCUCAAGCCUAGUCCGCCUUAUCUGGGCUUUGUCGCUGCGAGUGCCGGCGUUCUCGAGCAGGUGAUUUCCAAAACCCAUGCCAACUAAUGGGUUGUUUUUGGUUUGAGAUCUUUUUUUGUUCGGGGCUCGACGAGGCUUCGACGAUAAACUCGCACGGGACAUUCUGGAUAUUUCGGGCAGAUAAAUGCACUAGACAUAAAUAGGUUGUGGGCAAAUCUCUGGGGUUGUGUAGGUUUUUUGUUUGGUUACCUUAGCUAGAAAAGAGGGUAUGAUGUUAUG
Molecule: messenger RNA, 2061 nt
Organism: Exophiala oligosperma
Lineage: Eukaryota; Fungi; Ascomycota; Eurotiomycetes; Chaetothyriales; Herpotrichiellaceae
Product: CTP synthase, variant
Exons: 4
Coding region: 310-1869 (519 amino acids)
Biological process (GO): pyrimidine nucleobase biosynthetic process; CTP biosynthetic process
Cellular component (GO): cytoplasm; cytoophidium
Molecular function (GO): identical protein binding; CTP synthase activity
Source: RefSeq, a predicted model, not a curated record